AUGAAUCUUAUUGUUGGGAACCACUGGUUUAAGGGAUCUAAACGGGUAGGGAAAGCUGAGCGGAAUGAGAGGAACUUAAAGCCUUCACUUGUUCUCGAGCUUCUGAUUGGGUGUGGAGAACUGCUCAAGUCGUUCAAGUGUCAGGCAGUGUAUGAUGAUCGUAAUGAAACCCGUAAGCUGGAUCAACAAUUCAUCCGGACCUACGAGAAGCUUUGUUACAUGCACAAGUUAACCACUCCAGACACCGUUGAGUUAUUUGCUGUACAAAACAGUGGGACUGCUGUUUCAUGUGUAGACAUCCUUCCAUAUGUGUGUACAGCCUUACUUGUGUUUGUUAUGCUUCGAAUGUGUUGAAGAGUUAAGACAAUCGUCACCCAGUUUUUAAAGUGCCUAGUAUUUG
Messenger RNA from Physella acuta, 400 nucleotides. RefSeq lists its product as uncharacterized. The record is from RefSeq and is a predicted model, not a curated record. NCBI's taxonomy places the organism in Eukaryota, Metazoa, Mollusca, Gastropoda, Physidae.